GAACGUGUUCCUGUUUCGUGAGAAGAGCAUAUUGCAUAUUGCAUAUUGCAUGCUGAAUUUGUGCCUGCUGGUUCCACAAACCACACACAUCCGCACGCGCACACACACACACACACACACACACACACCCAACUUGCCACAGUUCACUUCCAGCCGAAGGACUGUGCCGUUAGGUGAAUGCUAACUGUCCUGCGCCCUGGGGAAUGGCAGUCUGUGCACAUCACUGCUCAGUGAAGGAUUUUGUUCUCCUGGUCAGUAGUAUACUGUUGUUGUGCGAUCUGGUCUGUUUGGCAGACCCCCGCCCGUCCGAUCUCCCAGCACCCUCUCUGACCCGGCAGACCCCUCAGGGAGGAGGCGCGAUAGACCUUGUGUGCCGCGCCCCCGACGGCCAUGCGGGGGUCCUGUUCCGUCUCGUCAGGGUGACAGCGCAGGGGGACAAGGUGGACCUGGUGGAGUUUCCACAGGAGCGGCAGGAGGCCCGCUUCAGUCUGAGAGGGGAGGCCGGGCUCAGCCAGGAGUCCCACUGCUGCAUGUACCAGGACCGCCACCAGAGGUACAGCGGGUACAGCCCCUACAUACGUCUGAGCGACCCAGCCCCCGCCUCUCCUCUGCUACAGCCAUCCCUGUCGGUGGAGCCCCACGGGGGCAGGGUAGUUAGUGGCCAAAGCCUGUCCUUCCACUGCUCCGCCCCUCCGUCCCAAAGCCCCGCCCCCCAGGCCUUCUUCCUGCUGAGGACGGGGGCGGAGUCCGAGGGCUCCGUGGUCUCUCCGGCGUCCCCGGACCCCCUGGGCUUGGAGGCGUCCUUCCAUGUGGGCCCCAUGAGGGGAGGGGAAGGGGGCUCCUACACCUGCGUGUACCGGGUCGUCCUGCCGGGCGGCGGCCACGCGAACUCCAUCGCCAGCGCACCUGUCCACAUCACCGUCUCAGAGUUGCUGCCGCGGCCCACGCUCUCCCUGCUGGAUCCGGACCCUGGAGACCAGGGGGUAACUGUGCGGUGCACGGGCCCGCAGGCAUACCCCGGGGCCCAGUUCACCCUGUUUCGGCUGGGCUCCUUGCUCCCCGUGUCCUCACGCCCCGCUGACCACACCCGCCAUGAGGUGUACUUCACCCUACCCGUCCUCCGGCCUGACCCAGGCCCAGACCCAGACCCAGAGCAGUACCAGUGCCAGUACAGCGUGCUCCUCGGCCAGCACCAGAGCGAAUCAGAGCGCAGCCUACCUAUCACUGUACCCAGCCCCACAGGAACAAACUUCAUCCCUGCUGAAGUCUCUACUCCCCCCUCCCCUUCUCCUUUCUCAGCUCCUGACUGGCCCCUGAUUGCUGGCUGUGUAUCUGCAGUGCUGCUGUUCCUGGUCGUGCUCACAGGGCUGGGCAUCGGAGUGCACAGGAGAGUAAAAGCGCUGGCUGAGAAAAAGAAGAGGAGGGAGGAAGAUCGCUUCUGGAAGCAUCGUCACGCUAUGGACCACACCCUCGACCUAACCUUAAUAGGCCCAUAGGACGCCAGGCCCAUAAGCAUCGGCUCCCAGGGGGUGUAUGCAGGACCGGGGUCCUGGUUCCACAGCCCGCCUCAGAACGUCUUCACUGUCGGCCCCUCAGUGGCCUCUCUCUACGUUUGAGAACCCGGCCUGCUGACCACCACUUCCAUGGGCCUCCCCCCUACUCCUCCCCCUCUCUCUCUCUCUCUCUCCCCCCCCCUUUCUGCUUGCAUGCUUGCUUGUGAAUACAAGUGUUUACCAGAUAAAGGUUUGGGUCACAGUGAAUGUGCCAGGGGUGUAUUCUGGUCCUGCAACAAAUAUAUUUGUGAUAUCACUGCAAAUGAACCACAUCGAUCUGACACUCGCUUGCUUACAACUCAUGACUCUGGGCGCAGAAAUCUAUUCCUAAUCACUGUCAAUAAACAAUGUGACCAUUUAAACACACACACACACACACACACAUACACACACGCACGCGCACACACACACGUCAUUUCUGUUUUUCGCUUUCAGUUCUGUUAAUGUUUUUUUUUCUUCAUUCUCAUUCAUCUUCUUGAUGAAUACCAGACCUUACUUUUCAAAUAUAUUCACAUAUUAUACUUAUAAUUUAAUUGGUAUGUACAUAGUUUCUAGUUGCAUUAAGUUUGUGUGUGUACAUAUAAAUCAAAGAGACUGUUCAAAGUGUGGAAACUGAAAAAAGCAAUGUCAAUGCAUCCAAUAAAUGUAUAUCCUUUAUUAAC
This is a messenger RNA of Anguilla anguilla (European eel), 2215 nucleotides long. RefSeq names its product leukocyte immunoglobulin-like receptor subfamily B member 5. Lineage: Eukaryota; Metazoa; Chordata; Actinopteri; Anguilliformes; Anguillidae. The transcript has 10 exons. The record is from RefSeq and is a predicted model, not a curated record. Bases 204 to 1496 code for a protein of 430 amino acids.